GUCACCUUUGCAUUCUGGUUACGCUAUCCAAACCCAUUCGCAUCUCAUGUAUUGGCUGUCGAUGUCUUGGAUAGACACGUUGAUGAACGCGGGGUACUAAAGACCACCAGACUUGUACUGAAGAAAGGAAAGGUUCCCAAAUGGUUCCCAGAAAGUUUUAUGAAGAAUUCGGAAGCCUUUAUUAUUGAAGAAUCCGAAGUCAACCCAAAGACAAAGACCAUGGUAACCCGCACAAAGAACCUAAACCACGUUCGUAUCAUGCAAGUCGAAGAGACCCAGACAUUUACACAGCACGGCCAGAACCCGGAGUGGACAUCCUGCAAGACCGAAGCUCGUAUCAUUUCUCGUUUUGGAUGGGGAAUGACCAGCAGAAUCGAAGGCUUUGGACAGACAAACUUUGCUGCCAACGCCAUCAAGGUAAUGAUAAAUAACGAGAACGGACAUCUAUAG
Phycomyces blakesleeanus NRRL 1555(-) is the source of this 450-nucleotide messenger RNA. RefSeq lists its product as hypothetical. Gene Ontology annotation, molecular function: phosphatidic acid transfer activity. The annotation marks the transcript as partial. Gene Ontology annotation, cellular component: mitochondrial intermembrane space. The transcript has 3 exons. Gene Ontology annotation, biological process: phospholipid transport. NCBI's taxonomy places the organism in Eukaryota, Fungi, Mucoromycota, Mucoromycetes, Mucorales, Phycomycetaceae. The record is from RefSeq and is a predicted model, not a curated record.